Messenger RNA from Parascedosporium putredinis, 621 nucleotides. Lineage: Eukaryota; Fungi; Ascomycota; Sordariomycetes; Microascales; Microascaceae. The record is from the annotation of a GenBank genome assembly.
AUGGACCUGACCCCCGAAGAGCUCGGCGAAUGGUACAUGAAACUUCAAGAAGUGGGGAACGUGCACAACAUCAAUCUCGUCACGCCCGAGCAUGUGGUUCCCCAAGUGGUUUUGAGCAUCCUGCACGCAGCACAAUUGGGCCUGCGCGUCCCUAUUGUCUACAAUACGUCCAGUUUUGACUCGCUCGAGUCGCUAGAGCUCCUGGAAGGCUUAGUAGACAUCUACUUGGCGGACUUCAAGGUGUGGGAGCCAAGCACCUCCAAGAGGCUGCUCAAGGCAGACGAUUACGCCGCUGCUGCAAGGGAGAGCAUCCGGGCCAUGCACAAACAGGUCGGCGACUUCAUAAUGCAAUUCCUCGCUGCCGAGGUCUCUAGGGAUGUGUUUGUCAACAUUAUGGAACAGUACCGCCCCGACGCCCACGUUGGCAAGGCCUCGCGUACCAGGAAAGGACCCGGCGCCGGAGAGUCCGGUGAUUUAGGGGCUGCGCAGGGUUCUGCGCGAUACGCCGAGAUCAACCGCGCGGUAACGAAGGCCGAGGUCUCAUACGUGCGCGAGGCCGCCGAGAAAGCUGGGCUUUGGCGUUUUUGCGAUCCGCCAGGGCACGAUGGCUUCAACAUCUAG